Molecule: messenger RNA, 246 nt
Organism: Suillus clintonianus
Lineage: Eukaryota; Fungi; Basidiomycota; Agaricomycetes; Boletales; Suillaceae
Exons: 3
Source: RefSeq, a predicted model, not a curated record
CAGUCUCUCGACCCGACGGGACUGGACACAGACAAGGUCGUGUAUUUGGAAGGCAAUCUAGACAAAGAUUACUUUGGGCUGUCAACUGACACGUUCAACGAAAUGGCUAAAAACGUCACCCACAUUAUUCACGCUGCUUGGCCAGUGGACUUUACCAAACCCCUUGCUGCAUUUGAUCAUGCCAUUCACGGUCUACGGAACUUGGUGGACUUCGCCAUUUCCUCGCCCUGGCAAGUUGCGCCUUGA